Acanthaster planci (crown-of-thorns starfish) is the source of this 1689-nucleotide messenger RNA. Its product is annotated as centriole, cilia and spindle-associated protein-like. Gene Ontology annotation, biological process: regulation of mitotic spindle assembly. The record is from RefSeq and is a predicted model, not a curated record. Gene Ontology annotation, molecular function: microtubule binding. Gene Ontology annotation, cellular component: ciliary basal body; spindle; cytoskeleton. NCBI's taxonomy places the organism in Eukaryota, Metazoa, Echinodermata, Asteroidea, Valvatida, Acanthasteridae.
GAAUGUAGCUUCGCGUUUCGAAAUAGAAAACAUCUUUUUCACUUGACUCUGACCAUGGGCUAACUAAAUGUUCACCUAAAUGGUAAAACCUGUUUUUAUAUGCUGUACAUGCAUGCGCAGUAUAUGUUAAAGUUUAGCUCGACAAUUCCAGUCUUGUAGCUUCAAACGGCUGAACGGCAGCUUGUGGCUUAAUCAUGUGCCUGGGCUAAUGACUAAAGAAAGUUACGGCUAGGCCUAGGCCGAGUAGUCGGCCCAAGGCCUGUUGCACCAGCUGACUAGGCACACUGAGUUGUGGCUGUGUCACACCACAUUACGAUGGUCUUCAAGAAGAGUGAGUACCGCAAACAGUACAGGGACCCCAAAUGGGGUGCCCACUUCCCGCACUACCAGGAAAAGGUGGAUUACCGUGUCAACCGCCGCCGGCUGGAACACCACCACCAGAUCUUGGACUGGGACUGGGACAGUGAGAAUGGCAACGGGGAGGACGGAGCAGGGGAAGGGAGGCCUGCGAUGGCCCCCAACCGCAGCAACAACAACCAGGUGAGACGGGGACGGAGGGCUGAGGAUCGGGAGGUUCAGACUCCGGACUGGUCCAAGAUGAGAGAUGACCAGCUCCAAGAUCAGAAUGGAGUGGUCAGUGGAGGGAGGUUGGGCUCCUCCCCUGUGCUAGACAGGAAGCAGAUGAAGAAGACUGAUGGAGGCCAACGUAAAGACUCCAAAUCAGCACAGUCAACACGCAAGCACAAGACUGCCAGUAAACACCCAUCCCGAGACAGACGGCAGGUCAGGCCCAGAACUUCCUCAGAGAAGAAGGCUGACACGGGGAGGAGGGGACCAGAUCGUCCUCCCAUGGUAGCCUACGGCUGGGCAGAUGAGGAGCUGACCACAGGAUGCAAAAAGACACACAACAUCAGGGCCUCUGCAGAUCCACUGCAGAUCUACCCGUCAGCCCUGCGGGCCAUGCGACGCAGGCAGCUCGACAUCCAGCAGCGGGCAGAGAGAGACAGACAGCAUAGCCUGCGGGAGCGGAGGCUGAAGGCCAUGUUCAAUGUGCCGCCCCAGGAUGACUCAGUGUGGCUGACAGAGUACCAGCGGAACUUUACAGGGCCUUCCCAGCCGAGGUAGCAUCUUUUGCAUACAGCUGGACAGACUUGUUGUCAUACUUUCGUGAAUGUAAAGGUAUAUCAUCGCUUUGGAUUUAGUUAUGCAGUAGUCACAUUGGCAGUUUACAUAAUAGUUGGUCAAAAUUCUUACAAACAUUUAAGAAGUUUUAUUAGAAUGCACAAUUUGACGAUACAUCUUUUAUUUUAUGUUGUUUUAAUUGCUGAAAACUUACACUCAUUUUACUGGAAGAGAUUAAAUUAAAAAAAAAAAUGGACAAAUAGAAUGCAAAAUUUCUAACCUCUAACUCAAUGCAUGUUCUGAGACGGUCACCUAGAGAAUACAGUCUCUCCUUUUAUGCUUCUCCCUGUCAAAGAAGGUUUUGGAUUUUCAGAGGCCCACAACCCCUUCAAAAAGAAUGGUUCUUGAAUAAGAGCUACAUGUAUGUCAGCCCAUCUGCGUAAUAGUGAGGAACUGAUAUCUUGAUACCAUUACAUAUAGGAUCUUACUCAGUGAUUUACAAAACUGCCCAAAUGAACUUAGAAUUAAUUUCAGAAAUCUUCGCACAGUCAAGCAGUUGUUUCAGAU